AUGGUUGCAUUUUUGGUAAGAUACAAACCAGUAUCGCUGAACGCUAUGCUCAAGCCACUGAAAGACGUCUAUGAUGAAACGUUCGCGCAGUGUUUCAACGUUGAACGGAAUGCAAAUUUCUUAUCGAAAUCUGAAGAAUGCCUUUCGGCGGGUCGUUUCGCCGAUUUUGCGACACUAAUGUGCGAAAUUGCACGGCGCGCAUUGGCACUACCAGCCAAAUCUGUGUGGCAUCCGAAAUGGGCCGAAAUAUUGGUGAGAGCUGAGCGAUUUCGCCAGGCAGUCUUGAAGUCAGCACUACCGUUCGCGUACGUUCGAGGAGUGGUGGCACAGGUUCGGACUAUGACUGCUCAUUGA
Anisakis simplex (herring worm) is the source of this 354-nucleotide messenger RNA. Lineage: Eukaryota; Metazoa; Nematoda; Chromadorea; Rhabditida; Anisakidae. The record is from the annotation of a GenBank genome assembly.